ACCGCUCGGUUGCCGUGGUUGCAGGUCGGGCCCAUCCGCUCGCCCGCUGACAGCGAGGCUUCGGGACCCGGGAAGUGGGUCGGUUGGUCGGUCCGGAACGAGGCUCCGGCAGCCAGGCCCGCGCGGAGCUGUUGCCAUGGCAGCCGCCGCCGGGGGCGCGGACGAGGAGCCGCGCUCGGGCCGCUCCAGCUCGGACGGCGAGUGCGCGGUGGCGCCGGAGCCGCUGACGGGCCCCGAGGGCCUCUUCUCCUUCGCGGACUUCGGGGCUGCGCUGGGCGGCGGCGCGGGCCUCCCGGGCCGGGCGGCGGGCGGGGCCCAGUCUCCGCUGCGCUACCUCCACGUCCUGUGGCAGCAGGACUCGGAGCCCCGCGACGAGCUGCUCCGUAAGAUCCCCGCCGGCCGGCUGCGGCGCGCCGCCAGGCCCCACCGCCGCCUCGGGCCCCUGGGCAAGGAGGUGCACGCUCUGAAGAGGCUGAGGGACUCGGCCAAUGCCAAUGAUGUGGAAACGGUGCAGCAGCUGCUGGAAGAUGGUGCGGAUCCCUGUGCAGCGGAUGACAAGGGCCGCACGGCUCUCCACUUCGCCUCCUGCAAUGGCAAUGACCAGAUUGUGCAGCUGCUCCUGGACCAUGGGGCCGAUCCCAACCAGCGAGAUGGGCUGGGGAACACGCCACUGCACCUGGGAGGCAUGACCUGGCACAGGCAACUCGGAGACAGUCCUGCUCCCUCCAGCAGGCACACAGGGCCAGGCCCUGGUGGUCCUGCACUCAAGCCCCUGUUCUUCCUCAGCGGCCUGCACCAACCACGUCCCUGUCAUCACCACGCUGCUACGAGGAGGGGCCCGGGUAGAUGCCCUGGACCGAGCUGGCCGCACGCCCCUGCACCUGGCCAAGUCGAAGCUGAGCAUCCUGCAGGAAGGCCACUCCCAGUGCCUGGAAGCCGUGCGGCUGGAGGUGAAGCAGAUCAUCCAGAUGCUGAGGGAGUACCUGGAGCGCCUGGGGCGGCACGAGCAGCGGGAGCGGCUGGAUGACCUGUGCACCCGCCUCCAGAUGACCAGCACCAGAGAGCAGGUGGAUGAGGUGACCGACCUCCUGGCCAGCUUCACCUCCCUCAGCUUGCAGAUGCAGAGCAUGGAGAAGAGGUAGCAAGAGGGGCUCCCUGCCUCCCACCCUGCCCCUGCCCACCCUGCCCACCUGCUCUCGUCACAAAGAAAAGCCUGGCGCCUGGGACUUGGGAGCUGCACUUGUCUGCAAGGCCAUCGUCCUCACCCCAGAUGCUAUGGGCCAGAGAUGCUCUCACCAACCCAGAGCCUCUCCCAGCCAUGGUCUCCGUCAUCUCCGAGCCAGGACCACAGCCCCAGCUUCUUCCUCUGACCCCCGCGGCACUGCAGCCACAGCUCAGCUCUGGCCGACCGGCGCGGGCCUAGCAGGGCUCACCCACCCCGUGGUCUUCCUGGCACCCUCGGCAGGCCCCAGACCCGCCCCUGUCUCUUCCUCCCAGUCAUGGGCUUGCUGCAGCCAGCAGGGUGUGGCUUCAGGCAGGUGCCCUCGGGCCUACAGAGCUUCUUGGAUGGCCCUGCACCUCUCACCAGCAUUAGAUUCACACUUGGCACCUGACUUCCAAGGACACAUUGCGUGAGCUUCUCUGAGUGGAAGGAGAGGGUUGGGAAAGCCUAGACCCUAGAAAUACAAGGUUAGGAAGGGCCCUGCUAAACCAGAGCAGAGAAGCCCAACCUUUUUUCUCCUGGUCAUGAAGCACCAGGAGGGCCUGAGCCUAGCUGUAGGGGGCUGAAUAGCGGCCCCCAAGGUGUCCGUGUUCUCAUCCCAGGAACCUGUGCCUCUUACAGCAAAAAGACUUGGCAGAUGUCAUACGUUAGGGUCCUCAGACAAGGCGGUUACCCUGAUGGUCCAGGUGGGCCUGCUGUGAUCCCAGGGAUCGUAUGAGAGGAAGCAGGUCAGAGAGCAAGUAGGGGUACGGUGAUGGAGCAAGAAGCUGUUCAUGCCAGGAAGGGGUCACAAGCCAAGGGAUGCCGGCGGCCUCCAGAGCUAGAAAAGGCAAGGAAAUGGAUUCCCCUCGGAAGGAACCAGCCCUGCCGACACCUUGACUCGCCCAGUCAGACUGUUUUAGAAUUCUGACCACCGAACUGUAAGAAUAAAUGUGUGUUGUUUUAAGC
This is a messenger RNA of Myotis daubentonii (Daubenton's bat), 2170 nucleotides long. RefSeq names its product ankyrin repeat domain 54 (gene ANKRD54). Gene Ontology annotation, molecular function: protein binding; protein kinase regulator activity. Lineage: Eukaryota; Metazoa; Chordata; Mammalia; Chiroptera; Vespertilionidae. Gene Ontology annotation, cellular component: nucleus; cytoplasm. Gene Ontology annotation, biological process: regulation of intracellular signal transduction; regulation of protein kinase activity. The record is from RefSeq and is a predicted model, not a curated record.